ACUUAAUGCUGUGCAUGCAGUUAUUACAUACGUGUGCAGUGGAUAAUACUGGUGAAGAGCUAGAUGGAAGAAAUAACUACCCCAUAUAGAAAAGAUGGCAAAAAGCGUGACAUAAAUGGAGUGCAAUUUUUCUGGAAUGAAUAUAUGGACUCAGAAAGGUGUGACAGCACGGAACUUAACACUCUUAUCAGAAGACAGAUUCAGCAAAAUAAGUUCAGUAAAGAAGAGGAAGUUCUUUCUCAACAGCAAACGUUAUACCACAGUUCUUUAUGUUCCCAUAAGUGCUUUACACAAUCAAGAAAGCAGAACGAUAUCUCCAGACAGGAGUUUGAGCAUAGAAUACAAAUUCUAGAAAAACAGAGAGAAGAGUUACUAGAAGUCAACAAACAAUGGGAUCAGCAGUUUAGGCAAAUGAAACAGACUUAUGAAAACCAGGCGCUCCUUAAAGCUACAAGGAAAGAGAAGAUUGAUGUGAUAAACACAAAUUCACCUGGAAAGAACAUGAAUUAUGAAGAUUUGAAAACAGAGGUUGAAGUUCUCAUACAGCAGGUCCAGAUAUAUGAAGAAGACUUUAAACAAGAAAGAGCUGACAGAGAGAGGAUAAACAAAGAAAAAGAGGAACUGCAGCAAAUUAACCAGAGGUUAAGGUACCAGCUGAGAAUAAAUAAGAAGCCAGAUUACCAGCGGUAUUUUCCAGGCCAGCUUCCUCCAGAUGUGAAGCAGAAAGAGACUGGUGCUUCAUUAAAACAGUGGUACAUGCCUAAGUAAUUCAUUCAGCCGUCUCCUGUAGUGCUGUCCUCCCAAGACAGACAGUAUGCAUGGAAAGAACAUUCAAAGUGGUGAAAAGUUUUUGGAAGUCCUCUUUGUGCAACAUUUGUCUUUUAAGUUCCAUCUCAGCACUACACUCAGAAAACAGUCUUGGUAUAUUCAGUAAACCCAAAGUGUAUUUAAGAAUUUAAAAUGGAUAAUGAGUAAUAUAAUAUCUGCUUCCAGAUUGAUGUUAACAA
Pseudophryne corroboree (corroboree frog) is the source of this 1007-nucleotide messenger RNA. It is a transcript of the gene TNIP3, whose product is annotated as TNFAIP3 interacting protein 3. NCBI's taxonomy places the organism in Eukaryota, Metazoa, Chordata, Amphibia, Anura, Myobatrachidae. Gene Ontology annotation, biological process: cellular response to lipopolysaccharide; regulation of transcription by RNA polymerase II. The transcript has 9 exons. Bases 64 to 768 code for a protein of 234 amino acids. The record is from RefSeq and is a predicted model, not a curated record.